AUGAAAUCUGACGAACCCACCCAUCAUGUCUGUGAAGAAUGUGGCAAAGUCUAUAGAUCACUGAUAAAACUAACCGAACAUCAGUAUACUCACAAACCGCUCGACGAAUAUCCCUACCAUUGUGAUGAACCCAAUUGUGGUAAGGCUUUUCGUACUAGCUGCGGUUUUCAGGAUCAUAAAUUACGACAUGCGGGAAUUAAAAAUUUCCAUUGCCAUUUGUGUGAUAUGAAGAAGACGAGUAAGAAGGAAUUAGCCAUUCACAUAAAUUAUCACACCAAAGAGAAGAAAUAUAUUUGCUCGAAAUGUUCCAUGGUAUUUUAUAGUGCCAAUGAUUUACGUACCCACGAUAAGGUGGUACAUUUGAAAAUUCGCCGUUUCACCUGUAGCUAUUGUAACCAUCAAUUUGCCAAGAAAUAUGCUCUAAGGAAUCAUGAAAUGCGUCAUACGGGAGAGAGACCAUAUGUUUGUAAGGAAUGUGGUAAGGGUUUCAUACAACUUGUUUCACUGAGGAGUCACAUGAAAUCGCAUAACGGUGGGGGAGGGAGUGUUGAGGGUGAGUGCAAAACACAGGAGUAUUCAGUAAAAGAAAAUGAAUAA
Molecule: messenger RNA, 597 nt
Organism: Musca vetustissima
Lineage: Eukaryota; Metazoa; Arthropoda; Insecta; Diptera; Muscidae
Product: gastrula zinc finger protein XlCGF7.1
Exons: 1
Coding region: 1-597 (198 amino acids)
Biological process (GO): regulation of transcription by RNA polymerase II
Molecular function (GO): DNA-binding transcription factor activity; RNA polymerase II cis-regulatory region sequence-specific DNA binding
Source: RefSeq, a predicted model, not a curated record